AUGAACCACUUCCCUGGAGUUUGGGGACGACCUAGAAAUGACAUUUAUGGCGAAUAUGACCAUUCAUAUCUCCAAACAACCACUCCCAACACACACACGCAGUCGCCUAUUGUAACAGGUACAUCAGUGAUUGCCGUCAAGUUCAACGGCGGUGUAGCAAUCGCAGCCGACAAUUUGGCAUCAUACGGCUCCCUAGCGCGCUUCACGGACAUUAAGCGUCUGCGCCCCUUCCACAACAACGCCGUCCUAGGCUUUGGUGGCGAUGUGUCUGACAUGCAAUUCAUCGACCGCCACCUAAACUCCCUGGACAUCGACGAAAACUACUCGACCUACGGCCAUACGCUCAACGCGCAGAACCUGCAUACCUACUUGUCCAAAUUGAUGUACAGGCGCCGCUCACAGUUCAAUCCGCUGUGGAACAACAUUCUUGUCGCAGGCUUCGACACCAACGGCCAGCCUUUUUUGAGCUCCGUCGAUUUGCUGGGAAGCACAUAUUCGGCCCCAUCGUUGGCUACGGGAUUUGGAGCCCACCUUGCUAUCCCAGUGCUGAGGCGGUUGUUCCCGGAGGACCGACCGUUGGAGCAGAUCACGGAGGAGGAAGCAGUCAAAGCCCUGAAGGAGUGUUUGAAGGUGUUGUUUUAUCGUGAUGCCAGAAGUACUGAUCGUUAUUCUAUUGCUAUUGUGAAGAAGGACGGGGUGUCGUUGAAGGAUGAUGAGAGGUUGGAGAAUCAGAGUUGGGAGUUUGCGGAAGAUAUUAGAGGAUAUGGGAGGACGACUAAUUGA
This is a messenger RNA of Paracoccidioides brasiliensis Pb18, 783 nucleotides long. RefSeq names its product proteasome core particle subunit beta 7. Bases 1 to 783 code for a protein of 260 amino acids. Gene Ontology annotation, cellular component: proteasome core complex. The transcript has 3 exons. The record is from RefSeq and is a predicted model, not a curated record.